Molecule: messenger RNA, 726 nt
Organism: Funneliformis mosseae
Lineage: Eukaryota; Fungi; Glomeromycota; Glomeromycetes; Glomerales; Glomeraceae
Source: the annotation of a GenBank genome assembly
AUGUUAUUCUUGUCAGGAUGGAAAAUGGAAUGGCAUGAUUUUGAAAUACUUGUUGCAAAACAUAUAGCAUUUCAUAUUAAGACUCUCUUCUACUUAAGGUAUAAGAAGAUGGCUUUCAAAAAUAUUUUUUGGGAUGCUUAUAAUGACAAGAUAUCCUUGGAAACAAAAGUUGAACUCAAAAAAAUUACUAUUCAUCAACUCUGUAAUAAGUUUUCAGUCACUUAUCCCAUUACUAAUAAGCAAGGUGAAAUUGUGAACUUCAAGUUAGGAGUGAUUGUUAAUGAGAAUAAAGCAUCAUUUGCUGAUUUUUUUCUUGUUUUUAAAGGCUAUUUUGAGAAGGCUGAUGUGAAGAAAGAACAUAAUAAAAAUGUGGCUGCGGUUCAGAGCACACAUUAUAAUUUUGGCAUUAACAACUAUAAUGUUAUUACAGUAUUCAUAUCAUCUGCUGAUUUGAAGGAAGAUAUUAGUGGCUAUUGUGAAGAACCUCUACCAAACUAUCGCUGGUUAUCAGUUUCAACAAAAAUACCACAAGAAAUUAUAGAUAGAGUUCGUGCCAAAAGGCCUUUAUGUUCAUCACAAGAUAUGUUUAAUGCUGACCCAUGGUUUAACAACUACAAGGAUGAUAUUAACAAUAUGACAUAUUCAUUGUACACUGAUGCCAUUGACCUUGCAAACUCUAAUAAGAAACGCCAGCUUAGUUAUUAUGAUGAAGUUCUGCAAUUGUAG